This is a messenger RNA of Balaenoptera acutorostrata (minke whale), 1159 nucleotides long. RefSeq names its product carboxymethylenebutenolidase homolog (gene CMBL). Bases 218 to 955 code for a protein of 245 amino acids. The record is from RefSeq and is a predicted model, not a curated record. NCBI's taxonomy places the organism in Eukaryota, Metazoa, Chordata, Mammalia, Artiodactyla, Balaenopteridae. The transcript has 6 exons. Gene Ontology annotation, molecular function: hydrolase activity.
GGGAAUCCAGGACAGCCACUGGUCCGCCGGGAUCCCACCGCCCUCCGUCACCGCGUCCACUUCCGUCCCCGAAGGAGGCGCCUCCCCCUCGGCUUGCCCCUGACCGUCUCCCCUGUGUCCCGCGGGGCUGCGGCGUUGCCCGCUCCGGUCCGGCCUCCUCCGCGCGUAAGGACAGCGUCCUUCAGGCAGUUGGACGAGCCCGACAUAAACAUCUCCAAUGGCUAACGAAGCUCGUCCUUGUCCGUGUGACAUUGGCCAUAGAAUAGAGUACGGAGGGUUGGGGCAUGAAGUUCAAGUUGAGCACAUCAAGGCUUAUCUCACCAAAUCCCCCGUUGACGCUGGCAAAGCUGUGAUCGUCAUUCAAGAUAUAUUCGGCUGGCAAUUGCCCAAUACCAGGUAUAUGGCAGACAUGAUUGCAGGAAAUGGAUACACAACCAUUGUUCCAGACUUCUUUGUAGGGCAGGAGCCGUGGCACCCCUCAGGGGACUGGUCCACCUUCCCGGAGUGGUUGAAGACAAGAGAUGCCAGAAGGAUCGAUAAAGAAGUUGACGCGGUCUUGAAGUAUCUGAAACAACGUUGUCAUGCCAAGAAAAUUGGCGUCGUGGGAUUCUGCUGGGGUGGAGUUGCUGUCCAUCACGUGAUGAUGAAAUACCCAGAAUUCAGGGCAGGGGUGUCCAUCUACGGCAUCAUCAAAGACUCUGAAGACGUGUACAAUUUAAAGAACCCCACGUUGUUCAUUUUUGCUGAAAAUGAUGCUGUGAUUCCUCUUGAGCAGGUCUCUUUGCUGACUCAGAAGUUGAAAGAAAACUGCAAAGUGGAAUAUCAAAUUAAAACGUUUUCUGGGCAAACGCAUGGGUUCGUGCAUCGCAAGAGAGAAGAUUGUUCGCCUGAAGACAAGCCCUAUAUUGAUGAGGCGAGAAGGAGCUUGCUCGAGUGGCUGCACAAGUACGUGUAGCCAAGGCCAAGGGCAAACUUUCUCAAAAUAGCUCGCAUCCAGAAAUUUGCUUUGAAAUGCUUAGAUCAUUUGAUUUCAUGUUCACUUUACAGAAGAUGAAUCAAGGAAUCCUGAAAUUCAUCUGAAACACAAAUUCAGUAGGAAAAGUUAAUGUAUGAAAUACUUUAACCUUUAACAUGUGCAUAAAUAAAAAUUUUAACAACA